UCGGAUCGCUCUUCCGAUGCUGAUGCUUGCUUCUAGCAGAGAGAGCUCGCGGGCCCUGUGCUAGUGGUGCAAGUUUUGCCAUGACAGCAGUGAUAUGAGAGAAAAGCUAGCUGAGUGAGCGAAAGAGCGUGAGCGUUUAAUUUGGAGAUUUCUGAGCUGAAGCUGUAGGCGGUUGAGUUGGAAAGCGUCGAAAUAGUUUUAAGUUAGGGGGAGUAAUUGCCGUGUUGGACUGUUGUCGGAGUGUGAGGUGCAUCAGGGUUAAAGGUUUUGAGAUAUUUAUGAGUUGCGCGUUUAAAAAGAAGAGUCUAGCGCUCGUCGUGUGUGGAGGAGAAGGUGGUUGUGUUUGAAUCAUAGUACAGGAAUGGUUCGGCUAGUGACGAAAUACCUGUAUCGAUUUCAGCGAACGUCGCAUGAGCAUUGGAAUGUGUGGAUGAGUUUGCACUCUAGUUAUUGGAAUUCCGAAAGUUGUAGUAGUGGGAAAGACUGGUGUGCUACUUGUGCGAAUGCUCACUUUGGAUGUUUGUCGAUUUGAUUGCGGAAGCUAGCAUCUAGCUUUUUAAACAGGUAUGCAUGAGGCUGGUAAUUGGCAAUUCCGUCUCUUCAUGAAACGAGCCGGCGAAGAGAUUCAUCAUCAAUUCGGUUGAUUGGCUGAUUGAUUCUUCUUUAGGUUGGUUUGUGAGAACAAGGCGAGCCGUUCACAGGAUGGAGGUGACUGUGGGCGGUGCACACCGUCUUUUAGAUUCACAGAUUAGUUUCGUUUCGAAGGCGGUGACUAUGGCGCCAAUUAGUUCAGCGAACCAUGUGAAUGCCUCGGGCACAGGGUAUAUGGAGCCAGUAACCCUCGUCAAGUUUAACCCAGCUUUUGCGGCUUUACUUAUAGCCAUGAUUGCAUCCAUCUUCCUCGUCGGUUUCCUCAUGGGCCUCCUCAAACGGUGCAUUCCACCUUCCGAGGCAGACGAUGACAACUCUCUCACUCGACGUCGCUUUCCCGAUAGAUCUGCUCGCCAAGCAUCGAAAUCGCAGCGUGGACUUGACCCUGAGAUUGUCCAAGCUUUGCCCCUCAUACACUACAAGGACUUACCAACUGACCAGAAGGUGAAGAAGUGCGAUGAUUGCUUGAUUUGCUUGGCGCCAUUCGACUCUGGCGAUCUCUUGAGGUUGCUGCCUGAAUGCUCUCAUGCGUUCCACUCGGAUUGUAUUGGUGCGUGGUUUCAGUCACACAGCACGUGUCCCCUCUGUCGCGCAUGUCUGGCUCAUCCGGCCGAGGAAGAAAGCAGGCAAGAUCAAGACGGAGAUCACAGCGUGAAUGACGAACAAGAAGGCACUCGUGAAUCGGGAGAUAUUGACAUCGUUGAGCUGGAAAAUAGGAGAAGUUCCGAGCGUGAUGCGAGUGGUGUCAAUACCACUAUUUCUGAAGUAGAGCGAGUCACUGGAGCACGAGCGGGGAGCAUGCCUGCAGGCGAAGAAGAGGGGCAUCACAGGGCACCCCUCCUCAGCAACUUGGUUGGCUCUUUUACACCUGCUGUGCGAUUGGUUGUUGUUCCUGAGAAAUUCGCUUCAUUAGCGUCAAUACGUCGCUCGAGCUCUACGGGAACCGACCUCCUCCAGGUCCCGAAACCCAGCUACAUCGUCGACAGCGAGGGUACUCAGCACAACAGAAAGCUUUUCCAGUCGUAUUCAACGGAUUCCCUCCCGAAGCACCAACUCGAUCUGAAUGGCUCUCCUUCGACAUCCACUAGUCUUGAGGAUCUAUGGAGCACCGCGGAUCUGGAGGCCGGAGCUUCUAGUGCAACCCACCUCAUUACGAAUGGAGAGAUUUCAACAAAACCCUCCGGAAACUGGAGUACCAGAUGGAAGUUCCGAAAUCUGAGAUAUGUCUAGCAAGUUGGAUACCGACAAAUCCACGAAGCCCUUGGAGGAUCAAACCUCACCAUGACCUCGACAUGUGACGUCGGGGAUUAGCUCUGUGAACGACGAAAUCUGAGCUCCGCUGACGGAGGUCAAGACACAACCCAGUAAUCAGCUUUAAGACCAACGCUUCUCUCGCUGUCCACGUCCUACCGUAUAGAAAGAAACCCCAUUUCUGUCGUCGAUAUUUUACUGCACAUAACUUUAGAAUUCAGCCUUGAUCAGCGGAAUCUCUCCAUCAUCGAUCACGAUCACUGGCGACGCUUUAGUGACAAUGUCCAUCGCAACCAAUCAGAGAUUGAUGUAUAAUACCGAAGAGUGUAGAGAAGCAAGCAGAAGUGUGGAUAUCACCAGUUCAUGUGUCUUGUUGCGAUUGCCCGCUACAGGGCGUUGGAAACUUGGUUCUUCUCGACUUGAAUCCCAUGGAUUUGCUGCAUGCAACGCAGUGAGCAACUGUGAUUUGAACUGUGCUCCUUGCAUGGAGACCACGUUACAACUUCGAAGCUAGAAAGCCCUGUUGUCGGAACAGUUGCACCACCUUCAGAUUGCGAUGAGGUCCUUCAUGUAGAGUGGACAGCUUUCAGCUCUCCAGUUUGGUCUCUGGUGUGAAGACCUGUUAAAUUAGCAAUUUGUUUCUUGCUGUGAGUGAUGCCCACUGUACCAUGCAAAUUAGAGCCAUGUUUCCUGUCGGUGUAUAUGAGUUUGUAAAAUGUUCGAAAAUGUUGGUAUAUUGUGAUAUGCCUUCUAAUAAAUAAGUAGAUAGAUUUAAUAGAGUUGAAAUUC
Messenger RNA from Physcomitrium patens, 2691 nucleotides. RefSeq lists its product as uncharacterized. NCBI's taxonomy places the organism in Eukaryota, Viridiplantae, Streptophyta, Bryopsida, Funariales, Funariaceae. The record is from RefSeq and is a predicted model, not a curated record. Gene Ontology annotation, biological process: protein ubiquitination. Gene Ontology annotation, molecular function: transferase activity.